This is a messenger RNA of Anopheles cruzii, 1803 nucleotides long. RefSeq names its product regulator of hypoxia-inducible factor 1-like. Lineage: Eukaryota; Metazoa; Arthropoda; Insecta; Diptera; Culicidae. The record is from RefSeq and is a predicted model, not a curated record. Gene Ontology annotation, molecular function: acyltransferase activity, transferring groups other than amino-acyl groups. The transcript has 11 exons. The coding region runs from base 1 to 1803 and encodes 600 amino acids.
AUGUUCAAAGCUUCUGUUGAUUCACGUGUGAAAUUGCUCAGUAUUUACCAAUAUGAUGACUUCGAUGGGUGUCGUCGAUUGCACAGUGAUUUUGUGUAUUGCGUUACUAAAGUGCACUUUGAUCCGGAUCCCGAUUCGUUGCUAUGGAACUAUUUACAGAACUACUCCACUCAUCCCCGUCGUUAUGAUAGAAGGACGAUCGAGAUGGGCACUUGUGUCCAGGAAUGUGCCGCAGCGUCCGCGGCUUACAACAUAACGACCGUUCUAGAAGAUUGCGUAUCGAGCAAAGUGUGGGCACAGUAUGAGUUCAAUUCCAGCGUUGAAACAGUGAAAUGUAUCAGUUCUACAGAAUCCACCCCUCAAGACGCGACAGAGAUAGGCAUUCUUGAAGUGGCUUUCCUCUGCUGUGCUGUCGGAAUUGUAGUGCUAGUCGGUUUGUCUACAGUAAAAGACACAGCUAAACCACAAUCCACCAGUUUCUUUCCAGUCCCUUCAUGUCUUGUGAAGUCGUUUUCACUCGCACGAACCCUGCCCAAGCUGGUGAACCGGAACGGCCGGUCAGAAUCGGCGCUCUACCAUUUGGAUGGUAUACGGACAAUCGCAACGAUGAGUAUUCUGUUGGCUCAUUCCUCUAUACCGUUAUUAAAAAUGCCCCUGAAGAAUGUAGAGCAGCUCGAGUCUCAGCUCGACCAUCCCUUACUUCCGAUUGUAAUGGCCGCUAAUACGUACACAGUACAGUUGUUUUUCAUCCUGGGAGGAUUUCUGUUGGCAGUCAGCAUACUCGAGCGUGGGGAUACAGAAACAUCGGUAUCAUUCUUUUUUGAACGAGUUAAAAAUCGGCUGAUAAGGAUACUGCCGUCCUACAUUUUCGUAAUCUUCUUUCACGCAUCCUGGUACCGUCACCUGUUCGACGGCCCAAUCGGACACCGAUUCACGGAUUACUGUACUUCGCACUGGUGGACCAACUUGCUGUUCGUUAACAACUACGUCCACACGGAGGAACCGUGUAUCCAAUUCGCAUGGUAUUUAGGGGCGGACUUUCAGCUUUACCUGGUCGGAACAGCGUUGAUGAUGCUAAUGUUACGAUUUCCCAAAGGAGCGCGAUCUAUUCAAAUCUGCAUGGUGUUGAGCGCGCUGUUGGUUCCCGCGAUUACGAUCUAUGUCUUCAGGCUGGACGCUACUGUUAUGUUUAUCUUGAAAUACGUUUUGAAAGAAAUCAGAACUUUGCCCUAUUACACCAAGGUGUACCUUCCAUUGGAGACGAACGCGGGCAACUAUUUCUUCGGUGUCCUUGGUGGCAUUUGCUAUCAUAAGUACAAAGACAAACCGUCGGGAUUUGCUCGGCUAAAGAUGAACUAUUUGCUUCUGAUUGUGGGCACGCUCUUUGUAACGGGAAAUUGCUUGACGAUGCUGCUACCCGAAGACCAUUUGGACUAUCCUUCCAUUUUGCUUGCCGUGUUUGGUUCGUUCCUGAAGAGCAUCUGGGGACUGUUUCUAACCAUAGUGCUGCUCUACUUGGCCCUGAAGCGGCCACCACCGGUGUUGGCAGUAGCACUUCGACAUCCGAUGCUGCUCGUGGGAUCUAAACUUAGCUACUGCAUCUAUCUUGUCCAGUAUGGCUUAAUUUACACCAUCUACAGAUACGUCACAGAACCGCUGAUGUACAAUGGGUUUACUCUGCUUUUGUUCACGUCCACGAUCGUGAGCGUAACAUUGACGGUCGCUUUCUUGCUGCACGUGUGCCUGGAGCUGCCUUGUGAUACGCUUCUGAAACCCGAAAAUCCCGGAAGCAAGCGAAAAUAA